ACACCGGCGACGCGGCCUCUUUUCCAAAACGUGGGAGAGGGGGAAGGUCAUGCCGGAGCCUAGCGAAGUUAUUCCAACAAACGGCGUCACGAACGGGGUGGCGCGGUUCCAGGGCAUGGAAUCGGACGGCCUGGAGCCCGAAGAGACGUUCCUGUUCACAUCGGAGUCGGUCGGAGAGGGACAUGCUGACAAGAUCUGCGACCAAGUGAGCGAUGCCAUUCUGGACGCCUAUCUGCGGCUGGACCCGGACGCCAAGGUGGCCUGCGAAACUACCACCAAGACGGGCAUGAUCCUGGUGUGCGGUGAAAUCACAUCAAAAGCCACAGUCGACUACCAGAAGAUUGUCCGGGAUACCAUCAAAGGCAUCGGAUAUGACGACUGCAAAAAAGGAUUUGACUACAACACGUGUUCGAUCAUGAUGGCGCUCGAAGAGCAGAGUCCCAAUAUCGCCUCUGGCGUACACCUCGGCAGGUCUGAGGAUGAAGUCGGGGCCGGGGACCAGGGCCUGAUGUUCGGCUACGCCACAGACGAAACUGAGGAGUGUAUGCCCCUCACCGUGGUCCUGGCACACGCGCUCAACAGGCGCAUCUCUGACCUCAGGAAGCAGGGCUCCCUGUGGUGGGCGAGACCAGACAGCAAAACUCAGGUGACCAUCGAGUACGCCUCCGACCACGGCGCCAUGGUGCCCAAGACCGUACACAGCGUCGUGGUAUCGGUACAGCACUCACCCGACAUCUCGCUGGAGAAACUGCGGCAGGAGGUGAUGGAAAAGGUCAUCAAAGAAGUCAUCCCUGCCAAGUACCUCACACCGGAGACGGUCUACCACGUGAACCCGUGCGGCGAAUUCAUCAUCGGCGGCCCCCAGUCGGAUGCCGGCCUGACGGGAAGGAAGAUCAUCGUGGACACAUACGGAGGGUGGGGAGCGCACGGCGGCGGCGCCUUCAGCGGUAAGGACUACACCAAGGUGGACCGCUCGGCGGCCUACGCGGCCCGCUGGGUGGCCAAGUCGCUGGUCCGGGCCGGCCUCUGCCGCCGCUGUCUGGUCCAGGUAUCCUACGCCAUCGGUGUGGCGGAGCCCAUCUCCAUCACCGUGUUCCACUAUGGCACCAGCAAGUACAGCCAGAGGCAGCUGCUGGAUAUAGUGAAGAAGAACUUCGACCUGAGGCCCGGCAGAAUCGUCAGGGAGCUGAACCUGCGUCAGCCCAUCUACCAGCAGACGGCGAGCUACGGCCACUUCGGUCGCGACUGCUUCCCCUGGGAACAGCCCAAGAAACUCGUACUCUAGACGCGCCACCGAGUCUGUCAUCACUCGGUGAACUGAGUUUGACUCUGAGUCGGCCCGGAGUCGGCGCUGGGGUCGACGUCGGGUUGAUUCAUGAGUCAGCGUAGAGUCUACUCUGGGUUGACUCGGAGUCAUCCCGAGUGUACCAUCGAGCAGCUAUUGACACCACAACACCGUCAGCGUUCACUCUCUGACUUUACCACUCGACUCGUGUGCACACACCAUGUGAACAUCGCCCUGGGGUAGACCGACCGUCCGCCGCGGCCGCCCCCUCUCCCACCCUUCCCAGACUGGGGGCGGAGCAGAGUCCCCACGGGCCGCCCUUGGCCCGCCACGGCGGCCCGGCCGCCUCCCUGACUGCCCCGCCCCGGUCUUCCCCAGCUGUGAUUUUACUCUGUUAUUUAUAUCAUUGUUGUCUUUUUAGUUGUCUUUCGGGUCGCUCUCAGACCCCCUCACUCUCUCGAGUCUCUCUCUCUCUCUGGGACUUUUAUCAGGGAUGCGGUUAGUGCGGGGAGAGGAGGAGGAGGAAGGGAGGAGCAGGUGAGAGUCGGAGGAGCAGGAGCGAGCGAGUGCGCUCAGAACGAGGGGCCGCGAGGUCCACAAGAGGGGCCGCGAGGUCUAAAAGAGGGACUGUCCAGUCCAAAAGAGGGGCCGGUGCGUCAAAGGACCGCCGUGUCUAAAGUUGGGGCCGCUGGGUCCAAAGGUGGGGCUGUCGUGCCCAAAGGUGGGGCUGUCGUGCCCAAAGUUGGGGCUGCAGUGCCCAAAGGUGGGGCUGUCGUGCCCAAGGUUGGGGCUGUCGUGCCCAAAGGUGGGGCUGUCGUGCCCAAAGGUGGGGCUGUGUGCCCAAAGUGGAGGCCGGCGCGUGAGAGGCACCGUCGAGCCAAAGUGGGACCGCCUGGGGUCCAAUGUGGGGCCGGCGCGUUGGAAGGACCGCCGAGCCAAUGUGGGGCCGGCGAGUUGGUGAUACCGCCGAGCCAAUGUGGGGCUGUCGAGCCCAGAGUCGGGACAUCGGAGUCCAUUCGGAGGCAGAGUUGCCUGUGGGACGCCGGGGGUCCACUGGGGGCCGCCCGGGUCCCUGACCGGGGGCCCACUGGGGCCGCCCGGUGUGUGAGUGUUUGUGGCGCCGGCGGCUGGCCCGUGUCGAGGACCGCCGCCGGUGCCGCCAGCAGCAGCAGCAGCACGCAGCAGCAGCAGCAGAGGGCGCGGGGACGGGCGGGUUGCCCUCCCGCGCCCUGCCCGGCUGCCGCGGGACGCCCCCGCGGCGGGGCGGCCGGCCGGCCGGCGGGAGCGCGCGGCGGAGGGCCUCCGCGCGCCCGCUGGCGGCCGGUCUAACGGCGACGGGACGCUUCAGGGCGGUCCGUCGCUUCUCGUCCGGCCGGCCAUUGUGACGGGGCGUCACGGAGUGACACAACACCUCACGGUGAGGACCCGUCACGGACCCGGACUGGAAACGUCACGGAGAGACUCGGACUGGGAGCGUCACGGAUGGUGGCGCGUCACGAGUGUGGCGUGUCGCGGGGUGACGGUGUGUCUCGCCGUGACGGUGUGUCACGAUGUGUUGUCUCUGGCGCGGUGACUGGCCGGCCGGGUACGGCAGUCGGACGGCGCUCGGUGUGACUCGGCGGUGAACACGCGGACGCUGAGACCCGCUACUGUCGAGCGCGCCGCCGCGGCCGGGGCUCUCCCGGGCCCCCGGGGUCCGCUGUGGGCCCCGGGGAGCUCGGGGGAUCCCCGGCCGCUGCGCCGCCCGGCUGACCGGUAGGGCGACCAAAACAGGAUCUCGGCACGAAAAUUUACAAAAAAAAAAAAUGUUGAGUUAGGUUAGUCUUUCUCUUGAAUCUUUCUCUUCCCUGUCCUAUCCUUCGCUGGCUGCUUUCUUGUUCCCACUCAUCUCAAUUUCUCUCUUCUCUCUGUUAUUUGAGUUAUUCCCCAGCCAGCGUUUCCCGGGGCGGCUUUCCCGUACCACCCGGGACCCCGCGGCGGGCGGUCGGUCUCUCCAAUGUACCGCGUCACCCCGUUUGUACGUCACUCACCCGGACAGCGAAGACCGCUCCGCAGCCAUCACAGGGUCCCCACCCUGCACCCCACGCCGCGCCCUGUCCCGGCGGCCGCCACUCGCCGCCCCGGUGGCGUGUCGCCCGCGGCGGCCGGCGCGCCGGCAAUUAUGGCGCCCCCGCGCUCUUUCUGGCGCCAUUUGUUGCCGGCGCUGCGGGCGGCUGGAUGAUUCUCGGGGUUUCCCGGGCUGAGCACGGGGUACCAGAGGGAAUCUUGGGGUAUUCUUGGGUUGAUCUCGGGUAAUCCCAGGCUGCUUUUGGAUGAGUUGGGUUAAUUCAAGGCUGCUCUAGGGCUGCCUCGGAUUAACUCAAGUUGUUCUUGGGCAAUCUCGGCUUAUCUGAGAUCCAUCUCGGGGUAUUCUAGGGUUUUUCUCGGGUCGCCCCAAGGUCAUCUCGGGUUAUCCCCGGGUCGGCCCCAGCCGCCCCCCAGGCCGCCGCCGGUGGCUCGGUACCGGUACGACAGACCGCUCGGCGUGAGUUGUGUUGUGUUUAAGAAAACUAUUGGAAAAGAGCACUUUCCCUAAACACUCCGAUGGCUUCGGACCGGUCGGCAGAUCCGGACAGAGGAGACUUGGAGAGGUCAGCCGCUGGAGACCGCCGCAAAAUCACCGAGAGAUGGGGAGAAAACCGGUAGAAAAUCUCAGUCUGGGGCCGUAAAUAUCUAGCUUGGUGACUUUUCUGGAGAAAUUGACGGAAAAUCGCCGAGCUCCCCGACAAACCGGUGUAAAAUCCCAAAACUGGUGGCUUUUCGAUCAACUCGCCACGAGACUUUCCCCUCAGCUCGGAUGGCGGUUCUCCCUCGGUGUUAUACCAUCGACCCCUCCCGUCUUCACCGUCCGAAAUCUACCGUAUUCGCUGUCACAUUUAUACACUGGUUUGGUUUUAUUUGUCACUGGGAAUCACAUGGCCUAUCGGGAGCUGUGGUUCCGCCGUCGGUCACCGCCGAAAUGGUGGCGCUAGUGUGCCAGUUUUGUUUCAUGUCUCGGACCAAGCGAAAAUACACAUUGUUUCUCCCCUGGU
Molecule: messenger RNA, 4356 nt
Organism: Amphibalanus amphitrite
Lineage: Eukaryota; Metazoa; Arthropoda; Thecostraca; Balanomorpha; Balanidae
Product: S-adenosylmethionine synthase-like
Exons: 9
Coding region: 50-1285 (411 amino acids)
Biological process (GO): S-adenosylmethionine biosynthetic process
Cellular component (GO): cytosol
Molecular function (GO): methionine adenosyltransferase activity; ATP binding
Source: RefSeq, a predicted model, not a curated record